Plasmodium malariae is the source of this 2208-nucleotide messenger RNA. Its product is annotated as Tat binding protein 1(TBP-1)-interacting protein, putative. Gene Ontology annotation, cellular component: condensed nuclear chromosome; DNA recombinase auxiliary factor complex. The transcript has a single exon. Gene Ontology annotation, molecular function: recombinase activator activity; double-stranded DNA binding. NCBI's taxonomy places the organism in Eukaryota, Apicomplexa, Aconoidasida, Haemosporida, Plasmodiidae. Gene Ontology annotation, biological process: homologous chromosome pairing at meiosis; meiotic joint molecule formation; meiotic strand invasion involved in reciprocal meiotic recombination. The record is from RefSeq and is a predicted model, not a curated record. Bases 1 to 2208 code for a protein of 735 amino acids.
AUGAAAAAGGGUGGAAACAAAAACAAGGUUGAAAAGGGGAAAAUCAACGAUGUUGUUGAAAAUUCGGAAAAUACAAAUAGUAUGAACAACAACAAUUUAACCAAAAAAAACACGAAGAGCAAAGGGAGCAAAAAACAUAAGAACAUAUCGGAAAAUAAAGAUGAAGAAAAAAAAAUAAAUGAGUUUGGUAAUAGCAAAGAAGAACAUAAAAAAAUUAAAUGUGAAAAGGGUAAAUAUGUAAAAAGGAAAGAUGGGGGGGGGUGUAAUCAAACAGAAAAUCAUAGGGAUUAUCCCUUUACAAACAGUUAUUCUGAAAAUUAUGAAAAUCAUGAAAAUUAUGAAAAUCACGAAAAUUAUGAAAAUCAUGAAAAUCAUGAAAAUCACGAAAAUUAUGAAAAUCACGAAAAUUAUGAAAAUCAUGAAAAUCACGAAAAUUAUGUAAAUCAAAAAAAUUUGGAAAAUGAUGAAAUAUCUGAGAAUUAUGAAAAAUAUGAAAAAUGCAAAACGAAAAAUAAUAGACCGCCUAAUACUAGUAAACCUGUCAACGUACCUAAUGACAGUGAAAAUAAAAAGAGUUUAAAAAAAAGAAAAUACAAAAAAAAUGAGCAAAAAGGAGAAAAUGGAGGGGAAAAGGAUGGAAUAAAUGAUGAGUCAAAGGAAAGUAUAAAUGUCGGAGCUAAGGAAUGUAUAAAUGUCGAAGUAGAGGAAGGUAUAAAUGUCGGAGUAGAGGGACCUAAUGACAAGGUGCAAGAACAGCUAGACGAUGAUGUAAACGAAAAGAAAAUAAAACAGGAGAAGCAUAUGACAAAGAAAAAACAAAAAGUGUGUGAUGAUAAAAAGGGUAAAGACGCCAAUGUAAGGAAAAACAAUAAAAAGCAAGAUUAUAAUACAAAUUUUGAAAGUAUAAACUCCGCUAGCAAUAAAAAUAAUAUGCUCUUACCAGAGAUAAUUCAAAAUGAAGAAACAUGCGAGGAAAAAAUAGAACAUAUAAAAGUAGAGAAGGGGAAAAAAGAGGGGAAUGUAAAUAACUAUAGUGACAAAGACAAGAAAAUAAAUAAAGCUAAUAACGCGAAAAAAAAAGUAAACGAAAAUAAAAAGGAAAAACAAAAUAUUCAAGAAUUGGAUCACCAUGCUAAUGAUAAAAAAGAAAAAGUGAAAAAAAAAAGUAGCAAUACUAUGAGAAAAAAAGACAACAUAAAAACGGAUGACAGUUCUUUAAAGAUAGAAAGUACUAUUUAUCCUGAACACGUCAUAAAAGAAGAAGCAGACCAUGAAAAAGUAGGAAAUGAAAAAAUAGAAGAAAUUGUAGUCGACGAAAAAGCAGACGAUGGAAAUGCAGACGAUGGAAAUGCAGACGAUGGAAAUGCAGACGAUGGAAAUGCAGACGAUGGAAAUGCUGACGAAGGAAAUACAGACAAUGAAAAUGCAUACGACGAAAAACAUGAAGACAAAAACCAAGAUGAAAAAAAACAAGAUGACGAAAAAGUAGACGACGAAGAAAAAGGACGAAAUGGGAAGAAGAUAAAAAAAAAAAUGAAUAAGAAUGACGAAUUAAACAAAGGAAAACAAGCUAAAGUUACCUUAUGCGAGUCAGAAGCAAAAGAAAAAAUUUUCAAAUAUAUGAAACAAACCAAUAGACCGUAUUCUGUUGUCAACGUAUAUGAUAAUCUACACGGCAGUAUAAGCAAAAACUCUGUUCAAAAACUAAUGGAUGAACUAAGUGUGGAAAACAAACUUCAAUGUAAAGAGUACGGAAAAGCAAAGGUUUACUUAAUAAAUCAAAAAGAGUUCAAAAGCUUAAAUAUGGAAGAAAUUAACAAGUUAAAAAAGGACAUCGAAAGAAUAAAAGAGGAAACAGAAAUAGCCAAAAAUGAUUAUAACAAUUUUGUUAAAAAAAGAAAAAAGCUUAUUCAAGAUUUAGAGUUAAUUAAAAAUACCGAUAAAUAUAAAAAAUCUCUUCAACAAAUUGAAGAAGAGAUAAAUAUAUAUGAAGAGACAAAUAAAAAUUGUAAAUUAACUGUGGAAGAAAUUGAACUUAUUAAAAGAAAACACGGCUACUUACACUCUACCUGGCUUAAACGAAAAAGUUUAUGUGUCGAAAUAAUUAAGUGUAUAGCUAGCUUAACUGAAAAAGAUACUCAGGGGGUCAUAUACCAUUUGGGAAUUGACGUAGAUGAGGAUGUCAUUCCGUACGAUUUAUACUUUUAA